Populus trichocarpa (black cottonwood) is the source of this 1164-nucleotide messenger RNA. RefSeq lists its product as uncharacterized. Gene Ontology annotation, molecular function: ubiquitin protein ligase activity. The transcript is spliced from 5 exons. The record is from RefSeq and is a predicted model, not a curated record. NCBI's taxonomy places the organism in Eukaryota, Viridiplantae, Streptophyta, Magnoliopsida, Malpighiales, Salicaceae. The coding region runs from base 383 to 940 and encodes 185 amino acids.
GGAGCAAAUGUUAGAAAAUAUCCGAAAUAUGUACAAAAACAGGAUCAAAGAUGCCUGACCUUCAAAGUUCAAACCAAAAAGAAAAUAUUUAAAUAAUAGGGAGCAAAUGUUAGAAAAACUAUAGGAUCCCAUCUGUAGUUUGCCCUUUCUCUUUUUGUCCUUUACAGUUUUAGCCAAUCCUUUCUCGUAUAUACUCUAUAAAUACCAUAUCAUGUACAAGUAUUUAUCCUUUUUCAAUCAUUAACAACAUAUAUCACCUGCUGGUCUGUUUGAGACUGAGGAUUUGUAGAGAGGCAGCUGUUGAAUUAUUUAUUUUAAUGGUGGAACUCUUUUUCCAUUUUCCCUAAACGAGAAAGAGAAGAGAAGAGAAGAGAAGGGGGAAAUGGAUGGACCUCCAGGGAACGAUUGUUGCGCCAUAUGCCAUGGACACUUCAACAUUGCUUGUCAGGCCAAUUGCUCUCAUUGGUUUUGCGGUGAUUGUAUUAUGCUUGUUUGGCAUCAUGGAUCUGUACUCCAGCCAUGUAAAUGUCCGCUGUGUCGUCGACAGAUUACAUUGUUGGUUCCUGGUGAAGCUUCAUUAAGGGAGCGCAAUGAUCCUCAUGUUGCUGAGGUUCUUGGAAAAAUUGAAAGAUACAAUCAUCUUUUUGGUGGAAAUACCAGUAGUCUUGUUCAGAGAAUGCAAGACCUUCCAUUUCUUCUCCGGAGGUUGUUGCGAGAAAUAAUGGAUCCCCAAAGAUCUCUUCCUGUGGUCAUCAAGGCACGUGUCUACAUUGCAAUGGUAUUAAGUGCUGUCUACAUCAUCAGCCCUGUAGACAUUAUUCCAGAAGGAAUUUUGGGAAUAGUUGGUCUCUUGGAUGAUCUCCUCAUAGUGCUCAUCUGCUUUCUUCAUGUUGCUGCCAUCUACCGGUCAGUGCUCUAUUAUCGUCAUGGAGGUUCUUGAACAGAACAUGAGGCAUGAUAUGUUUAUAAGUUCUUCCGUAGAAAUCUAAACAUGUUUUCACUAAUUGCGGAGGAAGGCUUUUUUGUAUAUGCUAGUACCUUUUUUCCACUCCUGGUGAAAUAUUGAGUUCAUAUGUAUUUGCUUAUACACGUCUUUUUCUACGUACAAAAUCACAGGUGUAGUGAUUGCAUUGAUGAGAGAGUAGAAAUAUCCCUUUUGUUUGA